Molecule: messenger RNA, 1915 nt
Organism: Carassius auratus (goldfish)
Lineage: Eukaryota; Metazoa; Chordata; Actinopteri; Cypriniformes; Cyprinidae
Product: allograft inflammatory factor 1-like
Exons: 6
Coding region: 135-581 (148 amino acids)
Biological process (GO): ruffle assembly; actin filament bundle assembly
Cellular component (GO): actin filament; ruffle membrane
Molecular function (GO): calcium ion binding; actin filament binding
Source: RefSeq, a predicted model, not a curated record
AGCGCAUCACAGGGAGACCUGCGCCUAUAAGAAGCGUGUGUUUCUCUCCCCCACAUUAAAACGCAAGCGAGCGCCAACACAACACCAGUGUCUUUCGUUCUUUACCUUCAUCGACACCCCUCGACCGUCCCAGCAUGCCUUCCAACCAAAAUUUACAAGGCGGGAAAGCCUUCGGGUUACUCAAAGAACAGCAGAGGGAGAAGUUGGAUGAAAUCAAUAAGGAGUUUAUGGAAGAUCAGAAGUACCGGGAUGAAGAGGAUUUGCAAGAGAAGCUGGAUUCUUUUAAAAAUAAAUAUGCUGAGUUUGACCUGAACGAUCAGGGGGAUAUCGACAUGAUGGGCUUGAAGCGAAUGAUGGAGAAGUUGGGUGUGCCAAAGACUCACCUGGAGAUGAAGAAGAUGAUCUCCGAGGUCACAGGAGGUGUCAGCGACACCAUCAACUACAGGGACUUUGUGAAAAUGAUGCUUGGCAAGCGGUCAGCUGUUCUUAAACUGGUUAUGAUGUUUGAAGACAAAGCUAACGAGACCAGCUGUAAACCCGAUGGACCCCCACCCAAGCGUGACAUCACCAGCCUGCCAUAGACCAGUGGAGAUGGAUUUGAUUGCCAUCCCUUCAUCGCAAAUCCUGCCCAUUUAACAUUAGGGGCUAGGUUUCUAUAGCCUUACCUAGAAUCUUUUUGCCAAGGUCCAGGGAAAAUCUUAGUUCAUAGACAAAAUAAGAGAGGAAAAAAGUGAGAGAUGUCUAUAUAUAUUUGCUGUGAGGAAGGCGAAGUGCAAAGUGGCUUUUUAUAAGUAAACAAAUGUAUAUAUUUAUAUGAAAAAGGUGUUUUUGAAUAGUGUUUACAAGCACCAAUCUUGUAGGUGAAGUUUAGUGUGUAGUCUAGCAAGGCAGAUUUUAAGAAUUCAGAUUGAGAAUCAAGAUUUUUCGUCUUCCCCAUAAUGUGUGAUUCAAUUUUUUAUUUUAUUUUAAGAUGUUCAUGUUUGCCAGUUAAGUCAUAUUCGCUUGAUGCGUUCUUCUUUUAGCUUUUGUUAGCUUUUGCUAACAGCGUGUCCUAAAGUGUGACAUUGUAGAUGUGCGUGAGCCUCUUUUAGGAUUCAUUCAGUGCUCAGCCAUGAAAAAGCUUUUCAUUUAGCUUGUUCUGCUUUUAAAUGCAGGAUUUCCUUUCUAACAUUUCUGUUCAGGAAGGCGCAGGGAGUUGAGAAAACUGCGAUUUGAGUGAGGGAGAAGGCAAAAAGGGACUACCGUUCAUUCCUUAAACUUUUUGCUCAUUCUGUCUAUCCCUCUUUACUUUCCACAGUCUUCAGUCUCUUUUUUUAACCAGUUUCUAUGUGUCCACGUGACUGUAAUAAUCUGUAACAUUACUGUACUGUAUAAGCACACUGUUAAGUGCACAUUGUGCAGAUAUGCUUUUAUAAAUUCUCCUGCUUAAAUCGGGUAUGAUGUUGAAGGUAAGAUUUUUAGAUCCACAGCAGGAUUUAUUUAGUCACUACUAAAUAAACCUCAGCAUAUUAGUUUGAACCCCCUCUUUCCAAGUGCCUCACGCAGUUUGAUGUAACAGAGGUUGAGUGAAGAUUGGGUGAAGCAAAAAAACUGAUUUUUGUAUGUGUGCUUGGAAUUUAUAUUCUGUUGAGUAGCAUUUUGAGACAUUCCAAGAAUGUCGUUGUGUGAUGGAGUCCUUGGAAAUGUUGUCAGUGUUAACCCAAGCAGACUUCCGCGUUGUGCAGCUCUGAUGCAAAUAUUCCAGUAUUCCAGUAGUGCUUUUGUCCUCCUAUUUAAUUUUCCACUGGCUUCAUCAGGUUUCCUCUCUAUAAGAUGUGCUAUGUAAGGAAAACUACAUUUUGCCAUGUCAGCAGUAGCAGGUGUGGCUUUCCGACUUCAACUUCAAAUAAAGCAACUUCUAUUUGUUUCUGUCAUA